Puccinia graminis f. sp. tritici CRL 75-36-700-3 is the source of this 312-nucleotide messenger RNA. RefSeq lists its product as uncharacterized. The record is from RefSeq and is a predicted model, not a curated record. The transcript has 4 exons. NCBI's taxonomy places the organism in Eukaryota, Fungi, Basidiomycota, Pucciniomycetes, Pucciniales, Pucciniaceae. Bases 1 to 312 code for a protein of 103 amino acids.
AUGGCUGCAGCUUGUGGCAACACGAACUUCACGCAAGCCCCUUUUCCCUUCUCUCAUGGUAAUGGCCUCGGAGCCGACCGAGGGAAGGCUUCCCCCUUCUCUCCUGGCAAUAUGAAUGGCCUUGGAGUCGCCUACAUAUGCACGCACCGACCGAAGAGACCGAGAGCCUGUGGGGCUCACUGGCUCACCCGCUCCGUAGGGCCCGUAUACGGUAUAGGGAGGCGCCCGAGAGGCCUUAUGCAAGCCAUUUUGAGAUUCGUGAAUGCGUCUUUGCCAUUCCAUGAUCUUGCGGGGUAUCGGGACAGUCCAUAA